Messenger RNA from Ectocarpus sp. CCAP 1310/34, 2046 nucleotides. The record is from the annotation of a GenBank genome assembly. NCBI's taxonomy places the organism in Eukaryota, Phaeophyceae, Ectocarpales, Ectocarpaceae.
AUGCAGGAGCUUCGGCAAAACGAGAUUAUCGACAGACUGAAGGCGUUCUCCCUGACGCCGGACCCGGGGACAGUAGUGGAGGUGUCGGCAGGAGAGGGGCGUCCGUUGGUGAUCUCCUAUAGCGCCGACUCGCUUUCGUACGGCGGUGUACACGACCUUCCCGUUCUGGUGAGUAUCAAGGAAGGCCGUCACUUCUGGCUGGAUCUGAAGGGCACCACCGUCCCGCCACAGUCCCCCAUGCUACACGUGCCAACCGGCCUCCAGAGGAGCUACGUGCUCGAGCCGGUGGCGAUAGGCACUCCCCUAAGCGAGGCACCGCUGCAAACGACAGAGCUCCUCAACGUGGGUGAGGCAGCCGUCUCGUACAAAGUGGACAGCAGUGGCAUCAAGCGGGCCAACAAUUCCCAGGGCCACGGCAUGCCUGUGAGAACGUCGUGGUCGGUGGUUUCUGUGAAGGUGUUCAGGCUGGAGGAGAAAACCGGAUCUAUUGCCGGAGGCGGCUCGGCUUUUCUUCGUUGGCGAUUCUUGCCUCUAGAAGCCAAGGAAUACGUUCUUAGGGUGACCGUACGCACCGUGGAACGACAGCAACAUGACGAGCGGUUCGGGGAAUGGUUCGGGGAAGGAUCCGAGGAGCAGACGCUCGAUAUCACUCUCAGGGCUGCUGGCUAUGACCCGAGGAUGCGUGACCCGCACAGCGAGAUCCUGCCAGCGGUAGACCUCGGCUUCGUGCACCCCGCACGCCAGUUAGAGGUUCCGUCAGGGCAGCCCUGCAUCUUGGGGGCGGAAAGGCUUCGCUUGGGACGGAUUCCGCAGGGGGCGGUUUUGUCCAGAAUCAUCUCCAUGAGGAACUGCCUGUUGAAGUCGGCGGUAGAAUUUUCUUGGGACCCUGAAGACACGGGCGUCGAGAACCCCCUGCUAACCGCUGGGGUGGUGUCGAUCCAACCCUUCAAAGGGAGAAUAGACGCGGCACAGUCAGUGCUGUUUCAGGUUACCAUUUUCGCGGGGUGUGGGCCGAGAUUUCUGGGGCAGCAACCCGUGGCGUGUGUCGUGUGCCAGGAGCCACCAACUAAGGCGGUUCGUUCCAGAAGACCCAAGUCUCGCCUGGAGAGCCGCAUGGACGAGGAAAGGCAGGCCCGUGCCCGGGCGCCCGAGCCUCGCGUACCGGUGGUGUCGCGCCCGACCGCUGCACGCUCUCAGCACGUGGCCGAAAUCGCCAAGACCCUGUCGACGAGGCACAGCUGCAGCGACGACCACGGCCGAGUCCUGUGCCCGGCGUACCCGACGUCCACCGUGAACGCCCCGGUCCCCAGGGUGCUGGCUGAGGCGCUCGAACAGGGUACCGGCAACGGUUCGGGCAUGGGAGGAGAGCUGCCACGCGAUGGUUGCUAUGGCGGGGAAGAGGGGGAAGAAGAAGAGAAGGUGGACGGUCGGGGGGACGGUGGCGACGGUGCGAGAAAUCAACCCAGGGGGGCCGGCGAAGGAUUGCAACCAGGCCCAGGAGGAAGAGGCAUUACUGCUGCCGGUCAGGCUAACCGCGCGCCAGGACCCGCGCUUUGCCUCGCAAAUAGGACCGGAGGGGGAACGGACCGCUUCAGUAGUCGGGGGGGGGACAGGCCGGGAACCAGCGGAGGAGGCGCCGUUCUCCUUCGACUGGACGUGGAGGGAGAGGUAGUAUGCAUGGAAACGUUCCACGCGCUCUACGGCGGACGAGGAGAAAUCAACCAGGACGACUCUGGGAGAUCGGAACCUCGCGCUGCAGCAAGAUCAGUGGAAACAUCAACAUCUUCAGGGCAAGGGGGGGGCAGUGUCGGGGACCGUAGCAGCGACAUCAGCAGCGGUACAAACAUCAAUGGUGGGAGGGUAGACGCUUUCGUCGUACCCGGGCCAUCUAGAUAUGUGCCGGAUUGGGCGGCGUUUGGGGCAGGUCACAAGGAAAGCGGGAAAGUCAAGAUCGGAGGGUCUUUGGCAAGAACGGAAAAGGGCGGGAACGGCAAGGUAGGUUUUCGUAGCAAGGAUGGGCGCUACGUACUCGUGCGAAUUCCCUGA